GCCUAUGGCUAGCUAGAAGUUGGGUUUUUGGCUUCGUUGGAACGGGAAAAUCCAUGUCGAAAACCCCACGAUUGAAUGCUUCCUCGAUUUGACGUGCGGCGUUCUCUAGUACUAGUACCGUACGGCUGGCGAAUAAUUGGUGGAUAGGCAGCUUGCAGAUAAGCAACGUGUCUCCAAAAGAGUAACGAGUGUAGUCUAGUCAAGUCUUUCGGAAAACAGUUUCAAUAAUGCAAGCGGAGCAGAGGACGGUCUCGUGUGUGUUUGCAAGUUCCGAGUCGAGUGACAGUCAGCGAUUCGAUUCUUCCAAAUUUUCUUUCUCUCGAUCGUCAACCCACUUUCAAGCAACACGGCAUGGUCCUACAUGUAUAGCUAGCUAGCUAGUUACUGUUAUUGUUGGUUCCGAACGGAUAUCUCCGAGUCGAGUGUUCUAUCCAUGGUUCCCCAUUGCCUUGGUCUUUGGUUGCCAAGCCGUGCACGGUUGUCCUGCACGAGUUGUUCGAUCAGUACCGUAUUAGUUCACAGAGCUGUUCUUACACUCCUCCGAACCUCUCUCAUCACUGCACUCGGAAGCAUCUUUCAAGCAUGUUGCUGAUUGGAUUCCCGAGUGGCUGAUUGCUGUGGUUUGGCGACAGACAUGUGUGACAAACAUUGCGUCGGAGCGGUAUUGAUAGCAUAAGCCUUUCGUGCGCGGAACCGGUCAAACGCGAAUUUGUUUUAUUUACAAGACUUGCGUUGAGGAAGGCGGGCCUUGUGUGGCAACAGUUUGAGAAGGCGCCAUUCGAUUUGAUUUGACUUGUGAUGGCGUGGGCCUCUCCGCAAUCACACACAACAAAAGUCAACUCAACUCUUCACACACGACAAAACAGCAAACAGCAAACAGCAAACAGGUGCUUGUAUUAGUCUAAUAGUGUGAGUACAUGUACCAGUACUGACAAAACCACAAGAUUUGCAGACACGACCAUGAGUAUGAGCACCAAUUGAUCCUUCCUUCAUCACUUCAUCAAGUACAACACACUACACAUACUACUAGUAGCUAGGAGGAGAAGAUGAUGGAGCAAGCGUUCGAUUCGAGUGAUUCGACUUUGGAUCCUCUGUACGUCCACAAUGACAAUGACAUGAUUGACUCCCAUCAAGACCAUUCUGACAGCUUUAGCUAUACUAGUAUAGUUGACAAUGACAAUGGUGAAGAUCCAUCAGCAAGUGUGACUGAAGAAGCAGCAGCUUCACUAGAAGGAGUUCUCUACUGGAGAAAGGGAAGGAAGAGCAACCAUCACAGUGGUACAAGUUCUACUUCUACUAGCAACAAAGCUGGAUCUUUCUUCUUUUGGCAAAGACGCUAUGUGGUCUUGGACUUGAAUCAAGAGACUAUGGCUGCUUACUCCAUUCAUACCAACACCAACAACAACACCAAGCAGAAGAAGAGAUCUCCUUCCAAACUACACAGAAACAGAUCCAUGUACAAAAACUCAAUCAACUCAAACCAAUCAAAAGAGAAAAACCAACUAGAAAAGGAGCAAGAACAAGUCCUGGCUUACAAUUGGUUCAUUCCAUCUUCUGCUCAAUGGCAUGUCAAGGAUGUGGCAAAUGACUCUUCUACUUUUGUGCUGGAAAUCAUGUCACCAACACACAAAGAUACUAGUACAUGUAGUCUACAAGAAGGAGAAAGAGAUGAAGAGAGCUCCACAUCCAUGAUCAGUACCAGCAGUAACAACAGUCUCAACCAAAACAAUCAAAAUCAAAAUCACAACCAAGACAACGCCAAUCACAACAACAACACACCCUCACUGCGAUUCUACUUCAAGUGCCGACAUGGAGCCAAUGAAAAACUACUCUGGCUCAAGGCGUUUGCUAAAAUCAACAGGCUCUCGCUACAACCAAGAAUCAAGAAACCGAUCAUUCUAAGACAUUCGCCAUGGAAGUCUCCCACAUUUGCUACUAACAAGAGUCGCACUAGGACAUCUUCCUCGGCGGCUUUUAGAAGACAGUCCUUACAGCUAGAUCAGCAACAACAAACCAUACAACCACCACGCCCAAACAAUAAUACACACACGACAAUAAACAGCAACAGCAAAGAAACAAAACGACAAAAGGAGUAUCGCGUCAUUCCACAACGGUCCUAUCCAAACGUAUGGAUGACACAACAAGAACUAAACCAAGAAAUGGAAAAACCAUCACUUACGUUCCAUGACCUACAACACAAUCCCUGUCGUCUGGACUUGCCCAAGAAUCCAUCCAAACAACCAAUCAUUGGAACCAUACACAUGGAAGUACUGCAGGGAAUCGCUUUGCCAAAACUCAAGACCGACGCUGUCGUGUACGUUGUCAGUGGGCCUUAUGCCUUUUGCACAGAAGUCAUCAAGGAUAAACAGUCACCCAUUUGGCCCGCGAACAGUCAACGUGCUUGUUCCAUUCCACUACAUCACGCAUACGCUAGAGUCUUUAUUGGAGUUUUUGACGAUGACAACAAGAAAAACAAGGACGACUUUCACGGACGAGUUGUACUAGAUGUCGCACGGAUACGACCCAAUUCCACAUACGAUGUCACGUUGCCACUCAGAUUGUCCGCACACGUUUAUUCCAAACGACAACGAGGAGCCAUUCGACUGCGAUUUCGACUCGAAUGGACGUCUGUACGAGCCGCUCUUCUCUCUUAUCUACCCGACAAAAAACUGCCAAAGCCACGAAACCUCAAAGAAUUCAAACCCAACACGGACACGGUCGUCACCUGUGGAUCGGCAAGGGCGUUUCGAAAUGUCGCCAUUACCGUUCAUGGAGCACAUUUGCCAGGACGAUUUUCCUUUCAACAGCUCCGAGCAACCAUACGAGAAAUCAACUUUACUCGAAGGAAUGUCAUGGAGAUUGUCCGAAACACCAUUGCCGAAGUCAGAGACUGGAAGAAUCCACUCAUUUCCGCAUUUUGCUUCUUGGCAUGGAUGCAUUGCGUUUACCAAAAUGCAUUCUCGCUGGUGCCCGCAUACGUCGUCCUAUACUUUUGUAUCCUCAUGGUGCGAAACUAUGCUAGAUAUGGAAUGGAUGGACCGGCGCAACGAGGGUUCAUUCCGCCGUCUUGGGAAGAACUGCUUGCUGGACUCGUCCUGCCGCAAUAUUACGACCAAGCAAUCCACCCGCUCGAGAUGCGUUUGACGUCUACCUCGGCGGCACAGCAGCACCCUACAGCUAAUGGUGAAACAAAUAACGGCAACAAUGACGAUGGAGUGGUGCAGCGUGUUCAAAUUGACACGCAUCAACCAAGAGGCAAACCAUUGUUCCAGGCAAUGGGAUUCCUGGAUCAGCCAGAACCCAGUGAUGCCCUGCAGCAGCAGCAACAAAAGCAGCAGGAAGAAGGGCCCAACUACCAUCUGGAGUUCCCGUAUGCCGACGGAAGAGUCUAUCCUCGGUUUGACGUCGAAGAUUCAUUGGCUACGAGCCAGAAACGGCGACGAAAAAACAACAAUAAGGCCAGCAACAGGAACAGUCCCGUCAGGAGCCGCGGCCAGCGACUCAAGCUACGUGUUUCCAAGAUUUUGCGCAAAGACACGUCCGGUAUGAACGAUUACGACGACGAAGAACAACGGUUCGCCACGGCAAAGUUCAUUCGUCAGACUGGUGCCACACAAUUGAUGGAAGCCGCUUCGGGGUUGAUGGAAGUCGGAGAGACGUUGGGGGAAGCCACCGGGUUGCAAUAUGUCGUCUCUCCCGUUGUCAAGGGAGGUCACUCUGCGAUCAAGGAAGGGCUGCAUUAUGUCGUUCCUCCCAUCAAGAGCGGAAUCAAGACCGGGCACAGUGCGAUUGAGACUAGUAUUCGUGGAUUGAACAAUCACCUGGUGUCUCCCUUGGUGGUUUCGCCACUUCACCACACGGUCGAUUUGGUGCGACGGACAUCCAACGAGCUUUUUCCACUCAGCCACCAGCAGAACAUUGCUCCUGAUGACGACGGAAGAGAAGAAGAAGAAGACGGCGACGACGACGACUACGAGCUGGAUGAUUCGAGGCUGCUGGACGAGCUGGAUGAAAGGUCGGCACUGCACUACCCGUAUCGACAAAGACACGAAUCCGAAUUACUUGUCGGGGACCAUGGGUUGAUGUCGUCGAUAGCAGAGAUGGAUGUGGAGAGCGACUACGAUGGUGAAGAGGGAGGUGCUGUCAUCGAAGGAGGUGAACACGGCGCAGCUGGCGCUUCAGCUCUGCGGUCCGACGAUAGUGACGACAGCACUUCUCCGAGACGGAUGCAACCAGAUCAAGAUAUUGACUACGGUGGGCAGGCAAGCAACCCCAAGGACAAGAAUCGGAAGCGUUUGACAGAUGAUUUGCAAGAUGUCAAGGACCAAAUGCAUCAAUUCACCUUUCAAAAGUUCAACGACCGUGCUUACAUCAUCCGAGACUCGGAUUCGGUUUACUUUGGUCAAUCAGCAAAUGCCACCAGACGACGAAAAGGUCAAGUGAAGAAAGAUCUGAACAAGCUGCUGCAGAUCGGUCAGUAUUCGCACGUGAACCCCGUUGUGGGACGCGUGGGUCAGUACGUCGAGCCUAUUGUUGGGGCAUCACACAGCUUUUUGAGUGCCUUUCGUGCCUUGUUCAAUGUGAUGACUUGGCGAGAUCCCUUUCUGUCGUUUUGGAUUUCACUAUUGGGAUUUGCGCUGGUGGCGUUGCUGUUUGUCUUUCCCUGGAGGUGGUUCCUCUUCGUGUUGGGCUUGUGGUUUGUGGGACCCCAGAAUUUGGUCUACCGUGUGCUUCGGCAAAAGGGCAUUUUACCACCAAAGAAACCCCGUGCUCGACCCAACCGCGAGCCGGAAGAAAUGCCAGUGCCGAUGGACCAAGCAGUGUUUCAGGGCCACAUCUCGCAAGACCAGAAACGCAAACCUCACAAGCCAGUGGAUCCUCAGGAGGUCCAGUAUGUUGUGGUGCCCUACUCUCCUCUGAUGUACCAGCGCUUUUACGAUUGGCCGCCAGAGCAAGAGUAUUCCCAGGUAUACUCCCAAAAUCAUGUUCAUCCGGACUUCGGUGCAACAGCUGCUGCUGUACCGAAUUCAUUGGCUUCGAACGACUACUUUUCAUCAUCUGUUGCCGAGGGAAAAAAGACUCGUUGAGCAGGAUGACAAACCAUUUGCAACUACGCCGCUUUUUGAGGCUGGGUGACCUCAUAGUUGCGUUGGUCAUAGAUAGCCAAGACACAUCGCAGCUGCUAAGAAUAAAUAGAAAAUGCUAUCUCGCUGCGAUGCACCUGAUGAUCUCCACUCCCUGCGUGAUUGUCUCUGGACUCUGGUCUUACCCGUAGUGAAGUGA
Molecule: messenger RNA, 5283 nt
Organism: Seminavis robusta
Lineage: Eukaryota; Bacillariophyta; Bacillariophyceae; Naviculales; Naviculaceae
Source: the annotation of a GenBank genome assembly